Molecule: messenger RNA, 3015 nt
Organism: Melopsittacus undulatus (budgerigar)
Lineage: Eukaryota; Metazoa; Chordata; Aves; Psittaciformes; Psittaculidae
Gene: FBF1
Product: Fas binding factor 1
Exons: 21
Coding region: 254-2845 (863 amino acids)
Biological process (GO): establishment of epithelial cell polarity; cilium assembly
Cellular component (GO): ciliary transition fiber; centriole; ciliary basal body
Source: RefSeq, a predicted model, not a curated record
CCUCCCAGCCGCCCCUGAGCUCACAGCAAGGCCCAGCCCUGGGCUCCGAGGAGCAAGGGCGGGGACGGGGAGGGGCGUCCCGGCCGUGAGAAGAGCCCGCCAGUCACCCUGCUGCUGGGGGCACGUUUUUAGGCAGGCGCCGGCUGCGACAGCCCCGUUGCUAUGGGAGCGAGGGCCCCUCAAGGCAGGCCCUGCGAGGCGGAGCCCCUGACGCUGUAGUAACGGGGGCCUUCCCCUACGGGAGACUUGCAUCAUGGCGGCGCCCUUGCUGAUGGCGGCGCGGUGCGGUGCGCGGCCCUUCGGCACGGCCGAAAAGCCUGCUAUGGAAAAGAAGGCACUCUCAUCCCCUUCUGCUCUCCAGCUGCACAAGAACUUUGAAGAUGAUCCUUUGGUGGGUCUUUUAUCUGAUGAGGAGCAGGAUGCUCUCAAAAAGCCAUCUUCAACUGGCACUAAAAGCAGCUCUGAAAAGAACACAGAACAGAGCAAAGAAAAAGAGCCACCUCAGACGCCCCUGCACACCAUGGCACCAGUCCAGAGGAGUGAGCUCACGUUUGAAGAUAAUGAUGAUGACUUGAUGGAUGCACUGGGUUUUGGGAGUGGCCCAAAAGGAGAUGAGAAAGAGGAGAUCUGGCCAGCGCACUCCAUGACAGAUGAAUUGCUGGGACAAGGCUCCAUGGACAAAAUCCUGAAACAACCAGGCAAAGGAGAGCACAGGGAGUUCAAACUGGAUAAAAAAUACCAAGACCAGCCAGAGAAGGAAGAUGGAUGGGACAAGGAGGAUUUUGACUUUGGAGCAUACCAGCCCACAAUGGCUUCCAUGCCCAGUGGCCAGCUAGGGAGGAGGCAAUCUGCGAGGUACUGUGCUCUCAGGUUUUCUGCUGAGACCAGCAGUGAAGCAAAACCAGAGCCUUGCCACAAACCUCCUCCAGCCAGCCAGAACCCUGUGUGGAGCAGCAGGAAUAGAGGAGACUGGCUGGGUUUGAAAGAUGAGGCUUUUAUGGAUUCAGAGCUGUCAUCCCCAGUGAAAGCCAGUACCACAGUGAGCCACCCAAGCCCUGCCACAGCCAGGCAGCACCGCUCCACCAGCCAGCUUCCGGCAGCAGAGAAGGCAGUGCCUCAACCUGACCCACCAGAGGAGGAGGACUGGCUGAUGGCCCUGUUGGCUCGCAAGAAAGCCCAAGCACAGGCAAAGAGCCAGGAGAGAAACGCCAAGCCUUCAGAAGCUCCAGGCAAUGAGCUGGAUCCCCGGUCUCCUGUCAGGCAGCCAGUCCACUGGCUCAGCACCGCAAAACAAGACUCAGCUCACCCGUUGGAGUCUGUGCAGGGUGAUCCCACCAGAGAUGACAAUGCCCUGGUCCCUACAACUACGAUCCCACAAGAGCAGAAGAUGCCAGGCCCUGCUGUGCUCACUCAGGCAGAUUCUGCAGCCUCAGGCUUGCUACAUGAGAGGAGGCUGGGAGCUCCCACAACCUACCUCUACAAGGAUGCAUCAGGUUGUCAUGCAGAGCUCCUCAGGGCCCAGGCCCGUGUGGCAGAGCUGGAGAGCCAGGUCCAGAUGCUGGAGAUGGAGCGGACUCAGUACAAACUGAGGCUGGAGAGUCUCCAGCAGCGGCACCAGGCAGACCUGGAUCAUCUCGAGAGCGCAUACAGGACAUUGGUCCAGGAGAUGCGCAAAGACUACGAAGAGCAGCUCCAGCGGCUGAAGCGGCUGAAAGACCUGGAGAUCGAUGCAGUGACCAGUGCCACCUCACAUACCAGGUCUUUGAAUGGUAUCAUUGAGCAGAUGGAGAAGUUCUCCAGUGACCUGCAUGACCUCUCCCACAAGAUGGAGGCCAUGCACCAAACCACGUCCCAGGAACUGGCACAGCAGUGGGACAAGCAGCUCAAAGUGCUUGAGGACAGGCUGUCACAACAGAAGAGGGACAUGGAGGAGGAGCGGAGCCGAUUCCAGGAGGUGAUCACUAGAAUGGAGUUCAGGCUGAGUGAGCAGGAGAGAUGGAGGCUGAUGGCAGAGCAAUCCAAAGCAGAAUUGCUGCAGCACUCACUGGAGGAGCAGCAGCGAGGCAUGACCCAGCAGCUCUCCAUGGAGCGAGCAGAGCUGGAGAGGGAGAAGAGUGCAUUGCUGAAGGAGCGACAGAAGCUGGAGCGCGACAUGGACCAAACCCAGCGGACAGCCUCUCAGAGAGAGAGCACCAUCAUGAGCCUGGCCAAGGAGCAGGCAGAGCUGAAGAUCCGGAGCCGUGAGCUGAAAGCGAAGGAGAAUCACUUGUUGAGGGACAGGGAGCUGCUGGAAGAAGCGUGGCAGGAGCUGAGACAUGAGAAGGAGAAGGUGAACAGGGCCGCACUGCGCAUCCAGAACCGUGAGGAGGAGAUUAAAAGCACAACCAAGCUCUCAUCCCAGAAGUAUGAGGAAGGGGAGCGAGCCCUGCAGGAGGCACGCAGAGUAGAGUCUGAGCACCAGAGCAGGCUGCAGGUCAUGCAGCAGCACGUGGAGCAGCUAAAGCAGCAGGAACAGCGUCUGCACCAGGAGCGUCUGAGCAUGGUUCACCAGAGGAAACAGCUUGAACAGCUACGUGAGGUGCUACCCAGGAAACCUGUGACGCUGGGGACUAUGGGCAAGGACCUCGGUGCCCCUGUGACAGGCCUUUCUGCCACACUGUCGCAGGCACUACACAAUGUUCCAGGCUUUCUGCCUCCCAUUCAGGAAGCCCUGUCCAUGGCCAGCCCCACUGACCGCUACAUCAACCUGCUGCUGCUGAACUACAGGGCCCAGCAGGACCACCGUUUCUUAGAAAAUGAGAAAAUCUUCCUGGACAGCCUGAAGAAAGCGCCCUACACCACUUGAACCCUGUCAUACUGAGGAGGUGGCAGCCCUGCACACUACUCUGUGAAUGGCUGUGCCCAUCCUUGCAGGAGGCCACCAUGCCCUCUGCAUGGGCUGGGAACGACAAACACUAAAAAAUCCCAGUUUUCAUGGAGGAACUGUCCUUUUCUUUAAAAACAGUCUUGGCAUGU